AUGAAGGUGUGGUCUAAGGUUUCUUCAUUGGUGCAGAAUCAGACAUCCACGUUCCAUGCUACAAGCUUCUUAUCAAGCACCCCAGACAACUACCUUCUCACUAAGUGCAUUGCUCUUUUGCAAUCUUGUGCCUCUUCCAAACACAAGCUAAGGCAAAUCCAUGCAUUUUCCAUUAGGCAUGGUGUUUCACUGCACCACCCUGACAUGGCCAAGCAUCUUAUCUUCACUAUUGUGUCCCUCUCUGAACCCAUGUCCUAUGCUUACAAUGUAUUCACCAUGAUACAUAACCCUAACGUCUUCACGUGGAACACCAUGAUCAGGGGCUAUGCUGAAAGUCAAAAUCCGAACCCUGCACUUCAUUUCUAUCGCCAAAUGAUAGUGUCUCGUGUAGAACCUGACACACAUACUUAUCCUUUUCUUUUGAAGGCUAUUUCCAAGUCAUUGAAUGUUAGAGAGGGGGAGGCAAUACAUUCAGUCACGAUAAGAAAUGGGUUUGAGUCGCUGGUUUUUGUUCAGAACAGUUUGCUGCAUAUAUAUUCGGCUUGUGGUGACACUGAUAGUGCAUACAAGGUGUUUGAGUUAAUGAAGGAAAGAGACCUCGUUGCUUGGAAUUCUGUGAUUAAUGGGUUUGCUCUAAAUGGAAGGCCCAAUGAAGCUUUGACUCUCUUUAGGGGAAUGAGUGUGGAGGGCGUGGAGCCAGAUGGGUUCACUGUGGUUAGCUUGUUUUCUGCUUGUGCUGAGCUUGGAGCUCUUGAGCUAGGACGUAGGGUCCAUGUGUACCUGUUGAAGGUCGGGUUAAGAGAAAACUCGUAUGUUACUAAUUCAUUGUUGGAUUUGUAUGCAAAAUGUGGGGCCAUCAGGGAGGCCCAACUAGUGUUCAGUGAGAUGAGUGAAAGGAAUGCAGUUUCUUGGACGUCAUUGAUUGUUGGCUUGGCUGUUAACGGGUUUGGUGAGGAAGCACUUGAGCUUUUCAAAGAGAUGGAGGGACAAAGAUUAGUGCCUAGUGAGAUCACUUUUGUUGGUGUCUUGUAUGCUUGCAGCCAUUGCGGGAUGUUAGAUGAAGGGUUUGAAUACUUUAGAAGAAUGAAAGAGGAAUAUGGUAUCAUGCCUAGGAUAGAACACUAUGGCUGCAUGGUGGAUCUGUUGAGCAGGGCGGGUUUAGUGAAACAAGCAUAUGAGUAUAUUCAGAACAUGCCAGUGAAGCCAAAUGCAGUUAUUUGGAGGACCUUAUUAGGGGCAUGUACAAUACAUGGACAUUUGCGUCUGGGAGAGAUAGCAAGAUCCCACAUAUUGAAGUUAGAGCCUAAACAUAGUGGGGACUAUGUGCUGCUUUCAAAUCUUUAUGCCUCUGAACGACGUUGGUCUGAUGUACAAGUAGUAAGGAGGUCAAUGCUAGAGGACGGCGUUAAGAAAACUCCUGGUUAUAGUCUCGUUGAGUUGGGUAACCGUGUUUAUGAAUUUACUAUGGGAGAUAGGUCUCAUCCUCAAAGUCAAGAUGUAUAUGCACUACUAGAGAAGAUUACAGAAUUGUUGAAGCUAGAAGGUUAUGUUCCUCAUACUGCAAAUGUGCUUGCAGACAUAGAGGAAGAGGAGAAGGAACAGGCAUUGUCUUAUCAUAGUGAAAAAGUUGCUGUUGCUUUUAUGCUCUUAAAUACAGCGCCCGGGUCUCCAAUCAGGGUUGUGAAGAAUUUAAGAGUUUGUGCAGAUUGUCAUAUGGCCAUCAAACUCGUAUCAAAGAUUUAUGAUAGAGAGAUAGUUAUCAGGGAUCGCAGUAGGUUUCACCAUUUUAGAGGCGGUUCAUGUUCCUGUAAAGAUUACUGGUAA
Molecule: messenger RNA, 1824 nt
Organism: Sphenostylis stenocarpa
Lineage: Eukaryota; Viridiplantae; Streptophyta; Magnoliopsida; Fabales; Fabaceae
Source: the annotation of a GenBank genome assembly